This is a messenger RNA of Dromaius novaehollandiae (emu), 2960 nucleotides long. RefSeq names its product carcinoembryonic antigen-related cell adhesion molecule 5-like. The coding region runs from base 878 to 2809 and encodes 643 amino acids. Lineage: Eukaryota; Metazoa; Chordata; Aves; Casuariiformes; Dromaiidae. The transcript is spliced from 9 exons. The record is from RefSeq and is a predicted model, not a curated record.
GUCCCCAAAACAGCCCUGAGCCCCCCCCCAAACCAGCCCUGAGCCCCCAAAACCAGCCCUGACCCCCCAAAACCAGCCCUGAGCCCCCCAAUGCAGCCCUGAGCCCAAAACCAGCCCUGAGCCCCCCCCAAAACCAGCCCCAACCCCCAAAACAACCCUGAGCCCCCAAAACAGCCUUGAUGCUCAAGAACCAGCCUUGACUCCCCAAGAACCAGCCCUGACCCCCCCAAACCAGCCCUGAGCCCCCAAAAGCAGCCCCGAACCCCAGAACAACCCCAACCCCCCAAAACCAGCCCUGACCCCCCCGAAAACCAGUCCUGACCCCUAAAACUGGCGCUGAUCCCUAAACGUGCCCCAACCCCCAAAACAGCCCUGAGCCCCCCAAAGCAGCCCUGACCCCCAAAACUGGCUCUGACCCCCAAACCAGCCCUGAGCCCCUAAACCAGCCCCGCCCCCCAAAACCAGCCCCAGCCCCGCUGCUGGCGAGUCCUGCCGGGGCCCAGCCCGGACCCGGCUCCCCCGGCACCUCAGGGACGUCUGUGAGGAGCUGCCGAGGCGACAGGGACCCCGGGGGGGGACCCCAGAGGUGGCGCUGGGUCCCCCCCCCCCGGGAGCCACCCAGCCGGGGCAGCACCGGCAAAGCAACCGGCGUGUCGUUCUUUGACUGCUGCCUGUGCUCUUUACCCCGAAACCGGCGCCCGCCCCGCACGCCGCCGCCCCCGCGGUGGGGGCCAGGACCCAGGUGUCCGGGCGGGGAGGAGGGGACGGUCCCCGAGGGGGUCGCGGCAGGUCCCCAGGGCAGCGGAGGCAGCGGGGACCCCGGCAGCGCCGGGCUGCGCCGGCCGCGGAAGCCCAGCCCUCGGGGUGGGGAGGGAGCAUGGGGCCGUCCCCUCCCUCCCCGCCUGCCUCCCUCCAGCGCCGUCCGUCCCUCGGCACCGCGGCAGAGGAAGCGGGACCCAGGUGUCCGGGCGGCUGCCCCCGCCGGGCCAUGGGCCGCCGCGCGCCCAGCCCCGGGCCCCCGCGGAGCGCCGUGCUGCUGGCAGCCGCCGUCCUGGGCUCCUGCCUGCAGCCCGUGCUGGGCCAGGCCACCGCCUUCGCCAUCCUGCGCGACCCCGACCCCGCCACCGUCGGCGGCAACGUCACCUUCACCCUGCAGCCGACGCCGAGCAACGUUGUGAUGUGUGUGUGGUACCGGGCGUCAGACACCGUCCACAGCAGCGAGAUUCUCAGCUACGUCCCGUCCUACAACCCACCUCAGAGCAACGGGACCGCGUUCACAGGGCGAGAGACGGGCGGGCCGGGCUGCUCCAUGCACAUCCGUGACUUGUGGAUGAACGACACCAGCGUUUACACCGUGCAGAUCUGGAACCCUGGCAGCGCUACCGCCAGCACGAACCUGACCGUGUACGCCCCGCUGCCGCAGCCCUCGGUGACACCCCAAAACGUGACGGUGACGGAGAACGGCACCUUCAGCCUCACCUGCGACCCCCCCGCCAGCACCGAGACCCUGCUGUGGCUGCGGGACGGGGUGCUGCUGGCGGCCGGCGGGCGCCUGGCGCUCUCCGACGACAACCGCACGCUGACGGUGACGCCGGCCGCCCGCACCGACGCCGGCGCCUACGUCUGCGAGGCCCGCAACCCCGUGAGCAGCAACCGCAGUGAGGCCGCCAACGUCACCGUCGCCUACGGGCCUGACGCCGUCACCAUCGAGCCCCCGGGGCCCCUCGAGUGGCCCGCGGGCUCCGCGCUGGCGCUGCGGUGCCUCGCCGACGCUGUCCCAGACCCGCUUUACACCUGGUUUUCUGGCAACGCCACCCACACCGGGGCGACGUGGGCCUGGGAGAGCCUCAGCCCGGCACAGCAGGGCACCUACGUCUGCCAGGCCCAAAACCCCUACAGCGGGCAGAGCCUAAACAGCUCCGUCCUGGAGCUGCGGGUCUGGGAACUGCUGUUGCAGCCCUCGGUGAUGCCCCAAAAUGUGACGGUGACGGAGAACGGCACCUUCAGCCUCACCUGCGACCCCCCCGCCAGCACCGAGACCCUGCUGUGGCUGCGGGACGGGGUGCUGCUGGCGGCCGGCGGGCGCCUGGCGCUCUCCGACGACAACCGCACGCUGACGGUGACACCGGCCGCCCGCACCGACGCCGGUGCCUACGUCUGCGAGGCCCGCAACCCCGUGAGCAGCAACCGCAGCGAGGCCACCAACGUCACCGUCGCCUACGGGCCCGACGCCGCCGCCAUCUCCCCGCCAAGCCCCGUGCGGGUGCCGCUGGGCUCCCGCGUGGAGCUGGCCUGCGUGGCCGACGCCGUCCCGUCGCCGCGCUAUGCCUGGACCUUCGGGAACACCACCCUGGGCCGCGAGAGCCUCCUGGUCUUCGUCUUCAGGAACGCGACGCAGGCCGGCGAGUACCGCUGCGUGGCCACCAACCCCGCGCUCGGCCGCGCCGCUGCCGCCGCCCUCCUCCUGCAGACGCCGCAGCCCGGUCUGAGCGCCGGGGCCGUGGCCGGCAUCGUCGUGGGGACACUGCUGGGGCUGGUGCUGCUGGGGGCCGCCGGGUACCUGCUGUGGCGCCGGAAGAGGGGCAGCCCCCAGCGCGGCGGGGGGGGCCCGGGGGCGGCUGCCCCACACCCCCCGCCCGCCGCUGCCCAUCCCCCCCACGAGCUCCCAAGCGCCAACGGUUCCCCCGGCACGGAGGAGGACAUCAAGUACUCGACAUUGGCGUUCAGGGACGGGGCCGCCCCGAGGGACACAGCCCCCGGCCCCCCCUGCGACAGCAGCACCAUCUACUCCGAGGUGAAGCAGACAUGAGGGGGGCCCGGCGCCCCUCGGACCGGACGCCUGGGUCCCCCGGCGGGCGCGGGGCGCCCAGCUCCCCCCGGCUGCUGCCAGGGCCCGGCGCCCACCUGGGGCCGCGGCGCCCUGGGCCGGCCGCUGUAAUAAAGCAGCUCCCGGAGGAGAA